Messenger RNA from Chelmon rostratus (copperband butterflyfish), 2349 nucleotides. RefSeq names its product titin-like. Gene Ontology annotation, molecular function: protein binding. The transcript is spliced from 4 exons. NCBI's taxonomy places the organism in Eukaryota, Metazoa, Chordata, Actinopteri, Chaetodontiformes, Chaetodontidae. The record is from RefSeq and is a predicted model, not a curated record. The coding region runs from base 82 to 2349 and encodes 755 amino acids.
CUCGCCACAGUCCAUGCAUCUUAACUGAGAUAUUAACAGAAUUCACUCCUCUAACAUAAAUAAGGACAAGUAAGAGAAAGGAUGGAAGCCAGCAACAACAAAGCGGGAGAAAAAGCAGAAGACAAAGCUCACACUCUAAAUAUAAAUAUGACACCAGACACUGGUGCAGAGCCCACAGCAAAGGAUUCCCAGUCACCCUGCAAAGUCAUUGUCCAAGGUCAGCCUGCCACUUCUGCAGACAACAGAGAACACAACCCUAAUGUCCAACCUGACCCUGUCACAGAAAUAGAAAAUGCUAUUAAGCCAAAACUCCAGAUAACUUUUAGCACAUUUACUGUCAAGAAUGGUGGAGAUCUGAAAGUAGAGAUCCCAGUGGUUGGACACCCAGCACCAAAGAUUGAAUGGCAAAGAGAUGGGCAGGCUGUCAAAGAGACAUCAAGGCUAGAGGUUUCAAGUACAUCAUCAUUAACAGUUCUUCAUAUCAGACAUGGUGCCAGGGAGCACUCUGGUCAAUACUCUAUCACAGCAACCAACAGCACUGGAAAAUAUACAGGAGAAAUCACUGUGGUUGUUCUUGAAAAGCCAGACCCACCGACAGGGCCUGUGAGGAUUGAUGAGGUCAGCUCUGACUAUGUUACCAUCUCCUGGGAGCCACCAGAAUACACAGGAGGCUGUGAGCUCGACAACUACAUAGUGGAAAAACGGGAAACUACAAGCACAGAAUGGCAGACUGUGUCAGCAACAACAGUAAGAACCACAAUCAAAGCCACCAAAUUGAAGACAGGAAGUGAAUACCAGUUCAGAGUGUUUGCAGAAAAUAGGUAUGGAAAGAGUACUGCAAUCACCUCUCCUAUUGUAACUGCACAAUAUCCUUUCAGCGUGCCCAGUGCUCCUGGCGCACCCUUUACAUCCACUGUGACAAAGUACAGCAUGGUAGUUGAAUGGGAGCCGCCAGCCAAAGAUGGAGGCAGCCCCAUCAUCGGCUAUCACAUUGAACGCAAAGAGAAAAACAGCAUUUUAUGGACCAAACUGAACAAAUUUGUUAUACCUGAUGCUCGCUUCAAAACAAGUGGACUGGAGGAAGGUAUUGAGUAUGAAUUCAGAGUCUUUGCUGAGAAUAUUGCUGGACUCAGCCCAUCUAGCAAGACAUCUGAAAGCUAUGUGGCAAGAGACCCCUGUGAUCCACCUGGUAAACCUGAAACUGUUGUCAUUACUCGAGAAAAUGUCACACUUCAGUGGGCCAAGCCAAGGUAUGAUGGUGGAAGUACCAUUACAGGCUACGUUGUUGAAAAGAGGGAGCUCCCAGAUGGCAGAUGGAUGAAGGCAAACUUCACCAAUGUUAUCGAGAAUCAGUUCACAGUCACAGGUCUGACAGGAGGCCAAAGUUAUGAAUUCAGAAUAACUGCUAAAAAUGGUGCUGGUGUUUGGAGCACACCUUCAGAAAGUGUAACCAUCAUCGCUCAGGAUGUUAUUGAAGGACCCACAGCAUUCAUUGAUCCAAAGUUCAAGAGUACCGUAGUUGUUCAGGCCGGUGAGACGUUCAUUAUUGAUGCCGAUUACUUUGGGAAGCCCCUUCCUGUAGUAACGUGGAUGAAGGAUGGAAAAGAAAUUGACAAAGUUACACCAAGAAUGGAGGUCAAAACUACCCUCACUCAUACAACUCUGACCGUCAGGGACUGUACACGAGUGGAUGGGGGACACUUUGUCUUGACCCUCAGUAACACUGGUGGCACUACAUCUAUCCCAGUUAAUGUGAAGGUCCUGGAUAGACCUGGGCCUCCAGAUGGACUGCUGAAGGUGAAAGUUGUCACUGCAGAGAAGUGUAAUCUUCACUGGAACCCCCCUGUAAAUGAUGGCGGUGCCAGUGUUUCCCACUACAUUAUUGAAAAAAGGGAGUCCAGCCGUGUUACAUGGACAGGGGUGGAGCCUCACGUUGAAGCUAUCAGUUACAAAGUGACAAAACUGGUGCCUGGUAAAGAAUACAUAUUCAGAAUUGCCGCAGUUAACAAAUUUGGUGUUGGUGAAUUUCUGGAAUCAGACCCCUUCAUUGCACAAAACCCUUUUACAACGCCUAGUGCACCCUCUACCCCCACAGCCAGCACCGUGACUGGCGACUCUAUAGUGCUGACAUGGGAAAGGCCUGAGACUGAUGGAGGCUCAGAGAUUGAUGGCUACAUCCUGGAGAAACGAGACAAAGAGGGUGUCAGGUGGACGAAGUGUAACAAGAGAAGACUAAAUGACUUGCGUUUCCGAUGCACGGGUCUCGCUGAGGGACAUUACUAUCAGUUUAGAGUACUGGCAGAGAAUGCUGCUGGUGUGGGUGCACCAAGUGAGCCAACCCAUCUAUGA